AUGGACAAGCUCAUUUCAGAACUGCUGAUAUUACACGAAGACGAGUAUUGGUCUAAUUUUUUGAAAAAUAUGCAAAUGGAUGAAAAAACCUAUCGGAAGGUUAAAAACCUUAGCGGAGUUAAACGGCAAUAUGAUUUACCGGAGUUGAUUGAUGAAGAGGGUUGUCUGGUAGAAUCUAACUUCCAGAAAAUCAACAAAUUAGCUGAUAGAUUCGAGCAAGUACAUUCUCAAAAUUUAAGUGUAGGUUCUGUGGCGCAUACUCAGUAUGUCAAAAAUGAAAUUGAGAAUAUUACAGGAUACACUCCAUUUUUCAAUUUCAAUAAAUCAUUUUUAGCAAAUGGUUUGUCUUCAACAAGCGGAAAUGAGGAAGCAGCUUUAAAAGCUGAAUACAAGCAGUUCAUAUCCUUAUAUAAGCAGCGCACUUUGAGUUUACUAGCAGUUAAGGGAAAGGCAAAGUCUCGUUCCAACCGUGCUGGUCUUCAAUUUCCCGUUGGUCGUAUUCAUCGCUUGUUACGCAAAGGCAACUAUGCUGAACGUGUUGGUGCCGGCGCUCCAGUUUAUCUAGCUGCUGUUAUGGAAUAUUUGGCGGCUGAAGUACUUGAAUUGGCUGGUAAUGCUGCUCGUGAUAACAAAAAGACCAGAAUCAUUCCACGUCAUUUACAAUUGGCCAUCCGCAAUGAUGAGGAAUUGAAUAAACUUCUGCCUGGUGUAACUAUUGCUCAAGGUGGUGUUUUGCCUAACAUUCAAGUUGUACUUUUGCCCAAGAAAAUCGAAAAGAAAGCAUAAAUUGCACAUUGUAGU
Molecule: messenger RNA, 801 nt
Organism: Rhagoletis pomonella (apple maggot)
Lineage: Eukaryota; Metazoa; Arthropoda; Insecta; Diptera; Tephritidae
Product: histone H2A.v1-like
Exons: 2
Coding region: 1-786 (261 amino acids)
Cellular component (GO): nucleosome
Molecular function (GO): protein heterodimerization activity; DNA binding; structural constituent of chromatin
Source: RefSeq, a predicted model, not a curated record